Molecule: messenger RNA, 1340 nt
Organism: Pieris rapae (cabbage white)
Lineage: Eukaryota; Metazoa; Arthropoda; Insecta; Lepidoptera; Pieridae
Product: alpha-N-acetylgalactosaminidase
Exons: 9
Coding region: 98-1327 (409 amino acids)
Biological process (GO): glycoside catabolic process; glycosylceramide catabolic process; oligosaccharide metabolic process
Cellular component (GO): cytoplasm
Molecular function (GO): alpha-galactosidase activity
Source: RefSeq, a predicted model, not a curated record
CAUAAUACAGUGCGGUUACAUAUUAAAGUGGACAUCGUUACGCUAUAGACGAUUUCUUAACAAUACUAUCGCAGUUCUAAAAAUUUAAAUUUCACAGAUGUAUGUGCUUUUGUUAUGUUGCGUUCUUAGCGUAACCUCGGCGUUGGAUAAUGGACUGGCUUUGACUCCGCCUAUGGGAUGGUUGACAUGGCAACGCUUUAGAUGCAAAACAGACUGCAAGACGUAUCCGGAUGAAUGUAUAAGCGAAGCUUUAAUAAGGCGUACAGCGGAUAAAAUGGUGAGCGACGGCUAUCUGGCCGCGGGGUAUAAUUACGUGGGCAUAGAUGAUUGUUGGAUGGAGAAAGAUCGUGAUAAGGAUGGCAGACUGGUGCCGGAUGCUACACGUUUCCCUAAUGGCAUGAAGGCAAUUGGUGAUUAUAUUCAUUCAAAAGGCUUGAAAUUCAUUCUAUUUCAAGACUAUGGAAACAAGACACUUAUGGGCUAUCCGGGCGUGUUAGGCCAUGAAAAGACCGACGUGGACUCAUUUGUAGGAUGGGGAGUAGAUUAUAUAAAAUUGGCUGGGAUGAAUGUGGAACCGUCAAAAAUGGAUACAGGAUAUCCUGAAUUUGGUAGAUUAAUGAAUGAAAGUGGCCGACCAAUGGUGUAUUCGUGCAGUUGGCCUGCGUAUCAAGGCAAACCCGACUACAAGUCGAUUAGAGAACAUUGCAAUCUGUGGAGGAACACUUUUGAUAUACAGGACUCCUGGGCUUCUCUCACCGAUAUCAUGGACUGGUUUGCAAAAAAGCCUGAACUGGUGGAAUUUGCAGGGCCUGGGCAUUGGAAUGACCCUGAUAUGCUUUUAAUCGGCAACGACGGUCUGUCUGUGGAUCAGGCAAGGGUGCAGAUGGCAGUCUGGUCGAUCAUGGCAGCACCUCUGAUUAUGAGCGUCGAUCUGAAUUCUAUCAAAGACGAGUUCAAGCAUAUUCUACUUAAUGAUAGAGUUAUUGCAGUUGAUCAGGAUGAAAUGGGAAAACAGGGUAUGCGGGUGUGGAAUAAGUCUAAUUGCGAGAUUUGGAGUCGUGAAUUGUCAAAUGGUUACGCUGUGGCGUUUGUGAACAGACGCAACGAUAGCGCCCCUUACGCUGUAGCCGCUACAUUUGAUGAUAUGCGGGUACCCGCACAGAACUACCAUGUGGAGGAGCUUUUUGACCAAGAAUAUUUGCGAUGUUACGGAACAAUGGACAGAAAAUUCAGAUCUAGAAUUAAACCUUUGGGCGUCAAGUUUUACAAGUUUACACCAAUGAAAUCAAAUGAAAUAAGUGACGAACACUAUCAAUGUUAUUAUUAACUAUUAAAUAAUG